Molecule: messenger RNA, 489 nt
Organism: Perca fluviatilis (European perch)
Lineage: Eukaryota; Metazoa; Chordata; Actinopteri; Perciformes; Percidae
Product: ankyrin repeat and fibronectin type-III domain-containing protein 1-like
Exons: 4
Coding region: 124-489 (121 amino acids)
Biological process (GO): establishment of mitotic spindle orientation; regulation of establishment of bipolar cell polarity
Cellular component (GO): spindle
Source: RefSeq, a predicted model, not a curated record
UGUGUGUGUCUCUACAGGGGGAUCUACCUGGCUGCUGUGUUCUACCAUAAGGACAGUCUGCUGGUGACAGCCGAGGACCAGAUCCCCAUCGUGGAGGUGGACGACUCGUACAGCAGCAGCCUCAUGCAGGACUUCCUCUGGUUCACCAAGCUGUCCUGCAUGUGGGAGGACGUCCGGUGGCUGAGACAGAGCAUGUCUGUGUCCAUGUCCUCGUCCUCCACGCUGCAGGCCCGGCACAAGAUGCUCACCGCCGCCAGCACCAUGCAGAACCUCCUGGGGACCCACAACCUGGGCCGGGUCCACUACGAGCCCAUCAAGGAUCGCCACGGCAACCUGCUGCUGGUGACCAUCCGCGACCUGGACAGCCAGCACUCGCUGUUCAGCGGCAAGUGGAUGCUGGUGACCAAGCUGCAGAGUCAGAGGAAGUCUCUGUCCACGCCAGAGGAACCGUACGCACUGGACAUCCUCAUCAUCACCAUACAGCCGUAG